Molecule: messenger RNA, 909 nt
Organism: Helobdella robusta
Lineage: Eukaryota; Metazoa; Annelida; Clitellata; Rhynchobdellida; Glossiphoniidae
Exons: 3
Coding region: 1-909 (302 amino acids)
Biological process (GO): neuron cell-cell adhesion; postsynaptic membrane assembly; synaptic vesicle endocytosis
Cellular component (GO): cell surface; synapse
Molecular function (GO): signaling receptor activity; neurexin family protein binding
Source: RefSeq, a predicted model, not a curated record
AUGCAUUACGUUGGAGGGAUAAUGAUUGGAAUUCGUGUUUUGUUAGUUUGGAUGGUCAGCAGCAUGCGGCCCUGCUGGAGCAUAUCUACAUCUCACCUGGCAAAACGAAACAUCACCUUGAAGUACGGGCCUGUGCUGCGAGGUCUGCUGCAGCAACCUGAAUACGACAACGAGAAACUGGUUGAUGUCGAAGUUUACCUCGGCGUCAAAUAUGCAACUUUAACAAAAAAUGCUCCCAACGACAAAAAUAGCGAUAAUGACGGUAAUGUUGAUUUUACGAAAAAAAUUUCUAAACAUACAAACAAAUGUAAGAAUAAAAAAGAGAUUGGUGUACCGUGGCAAUUCAGACGGUCCACAUUAUCAUCAGCUGCCUCGGCGUCACCACCAGCAUCCAACGCAUCGCUCCUCCAACGCAAAUCAUCCCCCACGAUAAAGUUGGCAGCAUCGACAACCGCACGAAAACAGGCGUACGUCAAAUCGCACAUAAAAUUUAAACCGGUCUGUCCGCAGAACACCAUCGACCCCAAAAAGUUGAUGGCCCAACAUUCGCUCGAUUACAUUGCGAGGUUGGCUCGUAUGCAAGAAUAUUUGUCGGCCCAACAGCUAGAGGAAUGUCUGAAUCUCAACAUCUACAUCCCCGCCAAACGACAUGCCAACGAUCAAAGCAAAAUUGUUACUGUUGAAAUUGAAGCCGUUAUUGAAAAUGUGCUCCUGAUUUACAGUAACGAUCAAAAAUGUUUUGUUCUCUGCGCUGUUUCUCCUAUCAUAAAAUUCAAUGGUCGUCUGUACAAUGUGCAAAAAUUUAAUGUCCCAUACAACGUCGAGACGACAGUUAGAAAAUGUCAAUCCACGCAUUUAUAUGGGGUUCUGUUUUUGAAGUCUAUCAGUCAGUCAAGAUGUGAUUUUUGA